Neofelis nebulosa (Clouded leopard) is the source of this 2788-nucleotide messenger RNA. RefSeq names its product family with sequence similarity 72 member A (gene RUMY1). NCBI's taxonomy places the organism in Eukaryota, Metazoa, Chordata, Mammalia, Carnivora, Felidae. The record is from RefSeq and is a predicted model, not a curated record. Gene Ontology annotation, cellular component: cytosol. The transcript is spliced from 4 exons. Bases 1398 to 1847 code for a protein of 149 amino acids.
GAAUGAGGAGGAGGAGCUUGAGAAACUUUGGAGGUGUGACUAGCACCACCGAGGCGUGGUCAUAGAGCAAGCUCCUCCCAGGGUUGCCGAGCCCAGAAGUAGAAUUAAUGGGCGGGGUUAAAAUGGAACCAACAGCCAAACACAAACUCUUGAGAGAAAGCACUACCAAUUGGACCGGGGUAGAGAGGAGGGGCGUUGCGGAGAAUUUUAGCCAGUAGAGAGUAGAGACCAGUAGGGACUGUAGAAAGUCUCCCAAUAAGAAGCGUGAAGGGAGUGCCUUGCCUCUUUCACUGGGGCGGGAGUAGGGUUUGCCCAAGCCCCCCGGUGCCGGCCAAUGGGAGCGGAGGCGGAGCCAAACUCGGCCAACCAGAAAGCCGAGCUCAUCUCGGCACCGUUACUGAGGCGGGGCGUACGGUCUCCAGGCCACUAAGAUCUCAGCGGGGGAAGGCUCCCGAGCCUUCCAAUGCGGGACGCGGGCGAACUCCGGUUCUCCCAAUCGGUGCGCUGCGCCUGCAAUUCAAACUGACAGCCGGUUGGAAAGGCAGAGAGAGCGGAAGAGGGAGCAAAACGCGACGCGUUCGCUGACAGAGACCCCAGCGCCGACUGAACCCCAAAAGCGACCUCUGCCCCGUCCCAUCAACACCAUCGCGCGCUCCGGAGCGGCCGCUCCGGAGGAGACCUAAGGGGACAGCGGGGGGCACGAGGGAGAGCUGAGGGACCGGGACCAAGAGAAACGGCGCGAGAUCCAGCCAGCACGCUGAGGGCUGGGGGCUGCCAGGAGAGAAGUGAAGCGGGGGCCUAGCAGCGAGCAGAGCGGAGGAGGGAGGGUCCUGGGAGGACUGAGGAGAACCCGGGUUCGUCCGGGUGGGAAAAGCUGAGGGGAUUUCUGGAUCCUGGGAAGAGGAGAAAGAUUUCCAAAGAGGAGGCGUGGGUCGGGACGCGUGGCCGGCGAUCAGAGGACGAGGAAUUGGAGCGCUCCGAGGGAGGGGCUUAGGAGAGGAGCUUUCACGGAGGGACUCUGCAGGAGAAAGCUAAGGGAAUUGCUACAGGGGCGGGAGCAGAAGAGUACAGGAGCCUUUUAGACGCGUGGCUGGGGAGUCUGUAGAGAAGUUCCCAGGCCUUUUGUAGCUCGCCGCCUCCCCACUUCAAAUCCCCCUGCCUUCCCCGAAAGUUAAAAGGAAAGCCACAUUUGCUGCUUCGCCCUGUUCCUACUCAAUAAAUAUCACUUUCACCCUCCCACGGGAAAACAGGAAAGAACUCAUUUCCUCCCCAGUUUUAGGGCUUAGAAAAGGUCGAGGCCUCGCAAUUUGAUUUUUGGCCUGGGGGAAUCCAACUAGGAAAGGUACUGCUCUUGUUUCCUUUUUCAAAACCCCGCACCGCAUCCUUUCCGGGACGCCAUGUCUACCAGCAGUUGUAGUUUCGAGGACCGGUGCGUGUCCAUCCUGUGUUGCAAAUUCUGUAAACAAGUGCUCAGCUCUAGGGGAAUGAAGGCUGUUUUGCUGGCUGAUACUGAAAUAGACCUUUUCUCUACAGACAUCCCUCCUACCAAUGCAGUGGACUUCAUUGGAAGAUGCUAUUUCACUGAAAUCUGCAAAUGUAAACUGAAAGACAUCGCAUGUUUAAAAUGUGGGAACAUUGUAGGUUAUCAUGUGAUUGUUCCCUGUUGUUCCUGCCUUCUUUCCUGCAACAAUGGACACUUCUGGAUGUUUCACAGCCAGGCAGUUUAUGAUAUUAACAGACUAGACGCUACCGGUGUCAACUUCCUACUUUGGGGCAACUUGCCAGAGAUAGAAGAGAAUACAGAUGAAGACACAUUAGAUAUCUCAGCAGAGGAGUGCAUUCGAUGAAUGGGAUUAUGAGAUGUAUAAUAUCCAGACAUUUUCCUAUUUAAAAGAUAAUAUUAAUGGACUGACUUUAAAAAUAUUAGCAAGGAUAUACUACUGAUUUCUCCUUGUUUUGGAAAAAAAAUGAGACAUUUGUUGAUUUAUUUAUUUGCUAUCUCAGAUGAAUUACCUGAAUUUCAUCUGAGUUAUGGUAGUUCUUCUAUGGCUUCCUCCUCCUCUUCCUCUCUCCACCCUCCACCUGGUAUAGAUGUAUUCUUAACUUCAGAUUGGAGGUUAUUUCAUGUGUCACUCAACUACCUGGGGGUGAACCAUGCAUGCAGAUGGCAAGCUCAACUGGGAAUUAAAGCUUAACAGGAAUUUUUUAAAAAACCAAGCCGUUAGGUUUUCAUAGGUACUGGUUAUCCUGUGUCAUACUGGUGAAAAAUCCUUAAAAUGGAGCAGGACUUUGUGAAUCAGCAAAUAGAAUAAGUUAAAACUUUAUAUGGAGAAAUUCUCUUAAUUCCUCAGCACGAUGUUAGAUAAACGAAUUUUAACAACAGAAUUAUCAGCAUAUACUGUUUCCCAACAUGAUUUAUUUACAUUCUUCUGAAGUCAUGCAGUUAUUGUGUUAUGAAAGCAGGGCAACUGAACCUCCAUAUUCUAUUCUCUAGGACUUUUUCUGUAACUAGCAAAUUUUAAAUGAGUAUUCUCACUUCCAACCCUUAAAUAGAAAAAGAACUAAAGAAGUGUUUUGCUUAAGCCAUUGUACAUUAUAAAUAAUGUUUUUGCUUUUGUUUUAAGCUGCAUUCAGAGCCACACAGGAAUAGGAAACUGGGAUAGUAUUGGAUUGUGGUUUUAGGUAUAGCUAAAAUCAGUGUAUUGCUUAGUAAUAUCUCAGCUGUAAGCAUUUUGUCAAUAGCGAUACCUAAACACACAGAGUUGUGGUUUUGUAAAUAAAGUUUUAU